AUGAUGGGCAAUAUUUUAUUAUUGUAUUUUCUGCUUGUUACUCGAAUGUUUUAUGCCAAUGCAAAAAGCGAUGUCAUUGGUGAUGAUGAUAAACGAUCGCGUAAUCCUUAUUCAUGGAUGAAUUAUGCACGCGUUAGCCGCUCUCCAGCUCAAUGGUCAGAGCAGGCUGACGAAAAUUCUAUCUUUCCAUGGGGUCGCGAAUUUAUGGAUGCAGGCAGACUUGAGAAAAAAGCAAGAAAUCCUUAUUCUUGGAUGAAUACAAUGUAUGGCGAACGAGAUCCGUAUGGAUGGAUGGCAUUCGGUGGUAAACGCGCUCCAAUGAAUCCUUAUUCGUGGCAAUAUAUGCUGGCAAAAAGGGCAUUGAGAAACCCAUAUUCCUGGCAAAUGGCCGACUGA
Molecule: messenger RNA, 396 nt
Organism: Dracunculus medinensis (Guinea worm)
Lineage: Eukaryota; Metazoa; Nematoda; Chromadorea; Rhabditida; Dracunculidae
Source: the annotation of a GenBank genome assembly